AUGUCGCGACGUGCCGACAAAGUAGUCAUGCAUGGCAUCAAAUGUGUAGUCGUUGGUGAUGGUGCCGUAGGAAAGACGUGCAUGCUCAUGUCCUUCGCCAACAAUGUCUUCCCGCAAGAGUACAUUCCUACAGUCUUUGACAAUUGGAAUACCGCUAUAAUGGUGGACGACUCUCCAUACAAUCUCGGGCUCUGGGACACGGCCGGCCAGGAGGAGUACGACCGAUUGCGAGCACUCUGCUACCCGCAGACCGACGUCUUCCUCAUCUGCUUCUCCCUCGUCACGCCGAGCUCCUUCGAGAACGUCCGACUGCGGUGGCAGCCGGAGCUGGCCACACACUGCCCGACCGUGCCGUUCAUCCUGGUGGGACUGAAGAUCGAUCUCAGGGAGGACCCAACCGCGCUCGAAACGCUCUACAAACAAAAGCUGUCGCCCAUCACCACCGACGAGGGUAGGAGGUUGGCCCAGGAGCUCGGCGCUGCGGCCUAUGCCGAGUGCUCAGCCAUGACACAAAGAGGUUUGAAAACGGUGUUUGAUGAGGCAACGCGAGCAGUGCUCAAGAACAGGGCUGCGGCAGCGGCGGCCGAGGAGCAGACCCGGCGGGACUCGAUGGCGGCAGCGGCCCCGCCGCCCAGCAGACCGCCGCCCAAGCAGAGCGGCUGCUGCCUCCUCAGCUGA
Molecule: messenger RNA, 678 nt
Organism: Acanthamoeba castellanii str. Neff
Lineage: Eukaryota; Discosea; Longamoebia; Acanthamoebidae
Product: Rasrelated C3 botulinum toxin substrate 1 precursor, putative
Exons: 7
Coding region: 1-678 (225 amino acids)
Biological process (GO): small GTPase-mediated signal transduction
Molecular function (GO): GTP binding; GTPase activity
Source: RefSeq, a predicted model, not a curated record